AUGCAAUGCAAAAUGCGAGGAAAAAAGCACAAAUCCACGACCAUGUCUAUGGAAGGAAGAGAGUACGUUCGCGACAAGAUGCCAAUUAUUGGAUUUGGCACCUACCAGAUUCGACGUGAAUCCGUUCUGAGGGAUGUCGUGGACGCGGCUCUGUCUUGCGGCUACCGCUUCUUCGACACAGCUCAAGUAUACGGUAAUGAGGCGAAACUCGGUCGCAUCUUCGAUGAAUUGCUACCGGAAUACGAUCUGGAAAGA
Messenger RNA from Ostertagia ostertagi, 255 nucleotides. The record is from the annotation of a GenBank genome assembly. NCBI's taxonomy places the organism in Eukaryota, Metazoa, Nematoda, Chromadorea, Rhabditida, Trichostrongylidae.